Molecule: messenger RNA, 3105 nt
Organism: Naumovozyma dairenensis CBS 421
Lineage: Eukaryota; Fungi; Ascomycota; Saccharomycetes; Saccharomycetales; Saccharomycetaceae
Gene: RAT1
Product: ssRNA exonuclease RAT1
Exons: 1
Coding region: 1-3105 (1034 amino acids)
Biological process (GO): nuclear-transcribed mRNA catabolic process
Cellular component (GO): nucleus
Molecular function (GO): RNA binding; 5'-3' RNA exonuclease activity
Source: RefSeq, a predicted model, not a curated record
AUGGGUGUUCCAUCUUUUUUCAGAUGGUUAUCAAGGAAGUAUCCAAAAAUUAUCUCACCAGUUCUUGAAGAACAACCCCAAAUUGUGGAUAAUGUCAAAUUGCCACUUGAUUACUCAUUACCAAAUCCAAAUGGUGAACUAGAUAAUUUAUAUCUAGAUAUGAAUGGUAUCGUCCAUCCAUGUUCUCACCCAGAGAACAAACCACCUCCAGAAACUGAAGACGAGAUGCUUUUAGCCGUGUUUGAAUAUACCAAUCGUGUUUUAAAUAUGGCAAGACCAAGGAAAGUCUUGGUAAUGGCAGUCGAUGGUGUUGCACCACGUGCCAAAAUGAAUCAACAACGUGCUCGUAGAUUUAGAAGUGCUAGAGAUGCUCAAAUUGAAAAUGAAGCUCGUGAAGAAAUUCUACGUCAGAAGGAGGAAAUUGGUGAAAUGAUUGAUGAUGCUGUUAAGAAUAAGAAAACAUGGGAUUCGAAUGCUAUUACACCGGGAACACCAUUUAUGGAUAAAUUAGCAGCAGCUUUGAGAUAUUGGACUGCUUUCAAAUUGGCCACUGAUCCAGGUUGGAAAAGUUUACAAGUUAUAAUCAGUGAUGCUACUGUACCAGGUGAGGGUGAACAUAAAAUUAUGAAUUUCAUUAGAUCUCAAAGAGCUGAUCCUGAAUAUAAUCCAAAUACAACCCAUUGUAUUUAUGGUCUAGAUGCAGACUUGAUCUUUUUAGGAUUGGCCACUCAUGAACCACAUUUCAAAAUCUUAAGAGAAGAUGUAUUUGCGCAAGAUAAUAGAAGGCGAGGCAACACCUUAGCAGAUAGUAUUAAUAUGUCUGAAGAGGAGAAAAGAUUAAUCCAAGAACAAGACGCUCAAAAACCAUUUUUAUGGCUACAUAUUAGUACCUUAAGGGAUUAUUUAAGUGCAGAAUUAUGGAUUCCAAGGUUACCAUUCCCAUUUGAUUUGGAAAGGGCUAUCGAUGAUUGGGUUUUCAUGUGUUUUUUCUGUGGUAAUGAUUUUUUACCUCAUUUACCUUGUUUAGACGUUCGAGAAAAUAGUAUUGAUAUUCUUUUAGACAUUUGGAAAGUUGUCCUACCGAAUUUGAAGACUUAUAUGACAUGCGAUGGUGAAUUGAAUUUAGAGUCAGUUGAGAUGCUUUUGAAACAACUAGGUUCUCGUGAGAGUGAUAUUUUUAAGACCAGACACAUUCAAGAAAUCAGGAAACAAGAAAGUAUUCAAAGAAGGAAAUUACAAAGACAAAAUGGAAAUAACAAUUUUGCAACUGGUCAAGAACAAUUACAAAUGCAUGAUACUUCUGGUAACCUAGCAAAGGGUUCUUGGAACUUGACAACAAGUGAUAUGGUAAGGUUAAAAAAGGAGUUGAUGUUAGCUAACGAGGGUGAUCCUGAAGCAAUACGCGAUAAUAAAAGACUGAAAGUAGCAAAAAUAGAUGAAUUGACUAAGAAUAUUAGUAAUGAAGAGAUGGACAAAGUUGUUGAUUUGGCCAACAAAUCAAACUUCACUGCCGCUGAGAUAAUGAAAAAGAAAUUACAAGCUAGGAAGCAUAAAUUGGAAGAAGAUGAGAAGAAAGAAAAAGAAGAGGGAGCUGAAGCUGAAGCUGAAGAAGAGAGAUCAAAAAAAAAAUUGAAAACAGAAGAAGAUAAUUUGAAUGAAGAAAUUUCAAACGAAGUUGAAGCAGAAAACGAAGAUGAAGAAAGCAGUGUUAGCGGAACAGCAACUCCAUCUGCAGUUGUAGUUUCAAAUGGCCCAAUUAAAAGUGGUGUUAUUGAUACUGAUGAGGCUGUUAGGCUCUUUGAGCCUGGUUAUAGAGAACGUUAUUAUAAAGCUAAAUGUUAUGUCUCUGACGAAGAUAUUGAAUCUUUAAGAAAGGGGAUGGUGAAAUCGUAUAUUGAAGGUGUUUCUUGGGUGUUGUUAUAUUAUUAUCAAGGUUGUGCUUCAUGGAACUGGUAUUAUCCAUACCAUUAUGCACCAUUUGCUCAAGAUUUCUUUGGAAUAACUGAUAUGGAUGUUAAAUUUGAAUUAGGUGAACCCUUUUUACCAUUUGAACAACUGAUGAGUGUUUUACCAGCAGCUUCUGGUCAUACUUUGCCAAGUAUAUUCCGUCCACUAAUGAGUGAACCUGAUUCCCCGAUUAUUGAUUUCUACCCUGCUGAGUUCCCAAUUGAUAUGAACGGGAAAAAGAUGUCAUGGCAAGGUAUCAGUUUGUUACCAUUUAUUGAUGAGAAACGAUUAUUGAAAACUGUUCGUGAACAAUACCCCAAAUUAACUGAUUAUGAAAAAUCUAGGAAUGUUCGUAAGGAAGCUGUAUUAUUAAUCAGCAACAAGAACGCUAAUUAUGAGAAAUUUACAAAAAAACUAUAUAAAUCUGUCGAUGGCAAGAUAGAAACUGCUGAAUUAUUAUUCCAUCAUUUCAAGAGUGGUCUAAGUGGUAUUGUCUGUACUGAUAGUGAAGGUUUUACUUUGGGUUCAAAAAUAUUAUGUCCAGUUCAAGGUGGAUCACUGCCCGAUCUUUCUACAAAUUCACUACUGAAAAUGACCUAUAAGCUGUUGCCAUUACCUUCAAGGAAUAAAUCAGUUAUAUUAAAUGGUUAUAUUCCUCCUGAACGUGUGUUAAACCAAUAUGAUCUUGAUUCUGUGAUGUACAAAUACAACAAUAACCCACGUAAUAAUCGUUGGAAUUUUGGAGAUGAUAUGAAACAAAAUAAAAUCCCAGUAGGACCAAGUGGUACUACCCAAUAUAAACCAAGAGUCGGCGGAUUCAGAGCUUUCUUCUUCUUUGGCCAACAGCAACAACAGCAACAGCAAUAUCAUCAACAACAACAGAACGUUAACAUCACGUCUGGUAACACACAGUAUACAAAUGGUACUCGAUAUCAAUCUAAUAACAAUUAUAAUAAUCGUGGAAGGUAUAAUAAUAAUAAUACCGGUCGUGGCGGUAAUUAUAGAAAUAAUAGUACAAAUGGUCGUAUGAAUGACCAAGAUGGUAGAGGAGGUAGUUUCAGAGGUGGUAACAAUGGUAAUAGAUAUAAUAACAGGAAUUAUAGCGGUAAUCAAAGAGGUAACUCAAGUCGCUAUCAAGGUGGUCCGCCCCGUCGUUAG